Messenger RNA from Metarhizium robertsii ARSEF 23, 321 nucleotides. RefSeq lists its product as uncharacterized. Lineage: Eukaryota; Fungi; Ascomycota; Sordariomycetes; Hypocreales; Clavicipitaceae. Gene Ontology annotation, molecular function: protein binding. The record is from RefSeq and is a predicted model, not a curated record. The transcript has a single exon. Bases 1 to 321 code for a protein of 106 amino acids.
AUGCGGUCAGCCGAACUUAUAAAGUUGUAUCACGAUAUUGACGGUAAAGACGCCUUAACUUUGGCUGCCGAGAAUGGCGACAAAGAAUUGGUUGAGUUUCUUCUCCGCCAGCCUGGCAUGUUCGUUGACUGCGCCGUUGCACGCGGCCCUGCUUCCGCUGUCGAGAUGCUCCUGACGUCUAACGACAUCGAUUUCACUCACUACAUGUACGGCAGAACAGGUCUUUUCUUACUGGCCACUGUCUGGGGCCAAACCGAAAUUGUGCGUCUGCUGCUCAAGUGUAAUGAUGUCGACGUCGGAGCCAGUCUCCGUCUGGCUUGA